Molecule: messenger RNA, 4894 nt
Organism: Trifolium pratense (red clover)
Lineage: Eukaryota; Viridiplantae; Streptophyta; Magnoliopsida; Fabales; Fabaceae
Product: putative pentatricopeptide repeat-containing protein At3g49142
Exons: 4
Coding region: 683-2689 (668 amino acids)
Biological process (GO): RNA modification
Molecular function (GO): RNA binding; protein binding; zinc ion binding
Source: RefSeq, a predicted model, not a curated record
UGGCAGUUUGCAAAUGGGAAGUAGAAUCUCAAAAUCAAAAUGUAUACUUUAUUCAAGAAAAAAUAAGAUCCAAAAGACUAAUUAGAAAGGAAAAAACAGAAGAGAAAAAUCAAGGGGAUGAAGAACAAACCCCAACUGCAAUGAUUAAAAACAUAUAUGCAUGAGGAAGAGAAAAAUUGUGGGAGACAAACUAAAAGAAACAGAGCAGACAUGGGAAUUGGGUAAUGGGUAGUGUGAUGACGAAAAAAUUGAAUGAAUCUGAAUGGUUUAUAGGUUUGAAUUUGUUGGAAUUGAAAAAAGGAAUGAGAAUAUCGAAUAGGUAUAAUGUGUGUAGGAGUAAUUAAGAAGAAAGAUUUUUAUGGAAUUUGGAAAAAAAGGAAAAAAGGAAAAAAGGAAAAAAGAAAACCGAAAGGACAGAGGUAUUGGAAGUAGUGUAUUAUUACUUUGGGCGGCUGGUGGAUUAGUGAAAAUUAAGCAUGCAAUUUUUUUAUUUUUUUUUAUCAGAAGAAAGAAGUGGAAGAUAAUUAGGCGGGAUUAUGGUGCAGUUUUGAGUAUUUUGUUUUAAUAUAUAAAGGAUAAGUGAUCAAAUUGAGACUACCAACAACAGUUUCAGCUAACAACGCCUACGCAUGCGAGAGCUUGUCGGUGGCCGUAUGAACCAUACACUCCUCCUCUCCGUUCUAUGUCAUUCUAUAAAAUGCCUCGCAACAUUUCCGAAUUACAAGCAUUGGUUUCUUCAUUCCACAAAUCAAAAAACCCAAUUCUUGCUUUGGAACUUCUCUCCAAAGCACUAGACCAAAACCCAGAUAUCAAAACCUUGAAAAAUUUCCAUACCAAGAUUUUUUACCUCAAUUCACAUCAAAAUCCAUCUCUAGGGAUCAAACUCAUGAGGGCAUAUGCUGCUUGUGGAGAACCUGGGUUGACACGCAAGGUGUUUGAUGAAAUGUUUGAGAGAAAUAUUGUUUUCUACAAUGUUAUGAUUAGAAGCUAUGUCAAUAAUUAUUUGUACAAUGAUGCUUUGUUUGUUUUUAGGGAUAUGGUUAAUGGAGGGUUUAGACCUGAUAAUUAUACGUAUCCUUGUGUUCUUAAGGCUUGCUCUUGUUCAGAAAAUUUGAGUUUUGGGUUGCAGAUUCAUGGAGAUUUGUUGAAGGUUCGAAUGGAUUUGAAUUUGUUUGUUGGGAAUGGUCUUAUUGCUAUGUAUGGGAAAUGUGGUUGCUUGGUUGAGGCGCGGCGUGUGUUUGAUGAGAUGUUGUGCAGGGAUGUUGUUUCGUGGAAUUCCAUGGUUGCGGGGUAUGCACAAAAUAAGCGGUUUGAUGAUGCGUUGGAGAUUUGUAGGGAAAUGGAGGAUUUGGGACAAAAACCAGACGGAGGUACCAUGGCUAGUCUCAUGCCAGCUGUAGCCAAUACUUUGUCGGAGAAUGUUUUGUGUGUUGAGAAGAUUUUUGUGAAUUUGGAGUGGAAGAAUUUGAUUUCGUGGAAUGUGAUGAUAAGAGUUUAUCUGAAAAACUCCAUGCCUACGAAAGCCGUGGAUUUGUAUUUGCAAAUGGAGAAAAGUGGAGUAGAACCGGAUGCAAUCACAUGUGCCAGUGUUCUUCCAGCAUGCGGAGAUCUUUCAGCAUUGUUGUUAGGAAGGAGGAUUCAUGAAUACCUUGAGAGGAGGAAUUUACGUCCAAAUUUGCUAUUGGAGAAUUCUUUGAUAGAUAUGUAUGCUAGGUGUGGAUGUUUAGAAGAUGCAAAAAGGGUUUUCGACAGAAUGAAGUUCCGUGAUGUUGCAUCUUGGACUUCGUUGAUAUCUGCUUAUGGUAUGACCGGGAAAGGCUGUAAUGCUGUCGCACUCUUCACAGAAAUGCUAAAUUCAGGUCAAAUUCCAGAUUCUAUCGCAUUCGUUGCAAUUCUCUCGGCUUGCAGUCAUUCAGGGUUACUGGAUGAAGGGAAGAUUUACUUCAAACAGAUGACCAAUGAUUAUAGAAUAACACCAAGAAUCGAACACUUUGCUUGUAUGGUUGAUCUAUUAGGACGUGCUGGAUGUGUAGACGAGGCCUAUAAUUUUAUCAAAGAAAUGCCAAUUGAGCCUAAUGAAAGAGUUUGGGGGACACUUCUUAGCGCUUGCAGGGUGUAUUCAAACAUGGAUAUUGGACUUUUAGCAGCUGACAGCCUGCUUCAAUUGGCUCCUGAGCAAUCUGGUUAUUACGUGUUGUUAUCUAAUAUUUAUGCAAAGGCUGGUAGAUGGAAAGAAGUAACUGAAAUUCGAUCAGUAAUGAAGAGAAGAAAAAUUCGGAAAACUCCCGGCAUCAGCAAUGUUGAGCUAAACAAUCAGGUUCAUACAUUUCUUGCGGGCGACACAUUUCAUCCGCAGUCAAAGGAGAUAUAUGAAGAGCUAGCUGUGCUGGUGGGGAAGAUGAAAGAGUUAGGAUAUGUACCAGAGACCGAUUCAGCACUUCAUGAUGUGGAGGAGGAGGAUAAGGAAUGCCAUCUAGCUGUUCAUAGUGAAAAGUUAGCUAUUGUAUUUGCCCUUUUGAAUACACAAGAGUCUCAAAUCAGAAUUACCAAAAACCUUCGUGUUUGUGGAGACUGCCAUAUUGCUGCAAAGUUAAUCUCCAAAAUAGUUGAACGCGAAAUUGUUGUUAGAGAUACUAAUAGAUUUCACCAUUUUAAGGAUGGUGUAUGCUCUUGUGGUGAUUAUUGGUGAGGGUUCCGAUGAAAAUUUAACCGGAACUCCCCGCUAUGAACACUAGAAUUUUGCAAUUUUGAGCGGAGUUUGGUUGUGCAUAUUUAUUAUAAGUUAUGGUGCUGUCAAGCCUGAUGACUGCUAUUGGAGCUUAGGUAUGGGACUUCUUUUGACAAUUUCCUUUGAAGUGAGAAUAAAACAUUAGCAUAUUGUGAAUUUAUUUUUUGAGCACUGAAAUUCUUAAUUUGCAUUACUUAGUAUUAUGAUGAAACAAAUGAUUUGUGUGUGUUUAUAAGCAUAUAUUGAUGGUCUGGCUCUUGAUUGUUUUGUUUAUUGAUGAUAAGUCAUUACAUCUUCAUACCUUCACAUUAAAACUCAAAACAAAUUUUGCUAAGGAUCAGACUUCACUUUCCACUCUUUUGACCAAGCAUGAUCAAUUCAAAUGGAGAGGUGGAAAUGUCUGGUAGGAUGUGAUGCCGAAAUUAAUACCUAAAAAGAUUGGCGGGUUAGAAGAGGUCACAUGGAAUGGAACAUGGAGUGAUUAAGCACAUCAAUGUGUUUGAUUUUUAGCACAAAUUAACACAGCAUGUGUUUAAUGAUGAACAAAUGUUGAGGGAUACGAGCAGCAGAUGUUAGAAUGAUCAUAUAUGUUGAGGAAAGACAGUCAAAGUAAUAUCCUUCUGCAAAGGAUCCUUAUGUCUGGCAUGCUUGAUGAAUGUUUUACCGAUGCAUCAAAUAAAGAGUAGAUUGAACAAAGAAUGGUACACAUCAAGAAAGGUCCAUGUUUGAAACACAUUUCAUCUGAGAGGAACACUGUUAUGAUGAGGUGAUAAAGUUUUCCAUUCAAAGUUCCAAACCAAAUUUGCCACAAAAUAUUCCAAAUGAAGCAUUGCCAAGUUAUAAGCAGGACAAAUCCUUCUCCCUGCUCCAAAUGGCAUCAUCUUGAUCUCAGUUUGACUAGUAACAUCAAAUCCGCUACUACUUUCCUCAAACCUCUCUGGCUUGAACGCCAUAGGGUCCUCCCAAGCUGUUGGAUCCCAUCCAACCUCUGCCACCAUAAAAUUAACUGUCCCGUUUUUAGGCACCAAGUAACCAUUAAAAAUCACAUCCUCAGUCACUGCAUGUGGAAUUAAGUAGUGAGAAGGAGGGUGGCGCCUUAACCCUUCCAAAAUCACAGCCUUAAGAUAAGGUAACUUCUCCAAAUCUUCCUCUUUUACAUCUCUUUCCUCUCUAUCACCAAUAACUUCUCCAAUUUCCUCCACUAUCCUCUGUUGUACAUGUCCAUAUUUCACCAAAUUUGCCAUAAUCCAUUCCAAUGCAGAUGAAGUUGUAUCAGUUCCUGCAGUUAGAAACUCUGAACAGAGCGCAGCAAGUUCAUUGUCAUCAAGCUUCCGUUUUUCCUCAGGCAAUUGUAUAUUCAACAAGAUUCAAAUACUCAUUCCAACGCUUUCGGAACAACAUCUGAGAGAUUGCUUUUGGAAAAUAAUUUAGCACACCAAAUUUUCCGGAGCUUAUAAUCCAAAGGCGUUGGACGUGCUUAAUGACUUCAAUUUUCUCGUUGUCAACUUUUUCACCGAAACACAUAAAAACUAGUAAGCAAAAAAUUGCAUGAUGAAUGUGAUUGAUCAACUUAAUAGAAUAAUUUGAUGCAGCUUCAGAUUUUAAUUGCUUCACUAGUGCUUCCAUGACACAUUUGCGGGUGUUAGAGAAGGAACUGAACCGCGAUGGGUGAAGCAUUGUAGUGGUGAGAUUAUUGCGGAGAACACGCCAUGUGGGGCCAUAACAAGAGGAGGCAAUGUUGAGUGAUUUGUUUAGAGCAAGCGUUUUGGGGCGGUCAGCGAAUAUCGCACCGUUUUGGAUUAAGGCCUCGUGGGCGAGGAAACGAUCAGAUAUGGAAACAUGGGGAUUAGACCAAAAGUGGAAUGAGAUGAUUGGGCCAUGUUUGGCAUGGAGGUUGCGAAUAAUUGGCUUGAGUUUUGGGAAUGGUUUUCGUAGCCAUAGUAUGUCGGAAAUGAUAGGAAAAUGGAGGGGUCCGGGAGGGAGUUGAAUGGAUUGGAUGGAUCUUAUUCUUUUAACAAUAAGCAUUAAAAGACACAAAAAAACAAGGACUAUUAACCAUGGUGUCUCCAUAUGUUAGUUUCAUUUGUAUUGCAUUGUGAGAAUAAUGCUUGUCACCGUGUAUUUAUAUAUCUCUUUACCUUGGUAAUCAAUAUGAUGCGUUGAUUA